Malus domestica (apple) is the source of this 4348-nucleotide messenger RNA. Its product is annotated as putative disease resistance RPP13-like protein 1. The record is from RefSeq and is a predicted model, not a curated record. Lineage: Eukaryota; Viridiplantae; Streptophyta; Magnoliopsida; Rosales; Rosaceae. Gene Ontology annotation, biological process: defense response to other organism. Gene Ontology annotation, molecular function: ADP binding.
GCUCGGCAGACAGAUGCCAGGUUCCACGACCAACACCGCGUGAAUUAUUGACAAAAUUUCCAUUUGCAAAGAAAAGAUUGAUCAUGGCGUUGAAGAUUUUUACUUCUGCAGAUCCUCCUGGGUCUUUGAUUAGUUGUUAUACAUUCUCUUAACUCUGUCACAAAAUUUCCAUUUGCAAAGAAAAGAUUGAUCAUGGCGUUGGCGGUGGUAGGUGGAGCCGCUCUCUCGGGUUUCUUCCAGCAAGUAUUUGUGAAGUUGGAUUCUCAGGAGGUCAGAAACUUCAUCAGAGGAAAGAAACUGACUGAUGGGUUGCUCAAGAAGUUGAGGAUCAAGUUGAUGUCUGUUGGUGCUGUUUAUGAUGAUGCCGAGCAAAAGCAAUUACGUAACCCACAUGUGAGGCUGUGGCUGCACGAGCUUAAAGAGGCAGUCCUUGAUGCUGAGGACCUACUGGACGAGAUCAAGACAGAAGCGUUGAGGCGGAAAAUUGAAGCUGAAUUUGGAAGUAGCACAAGCAAGGUACAAGACCUCAUCUCUACUUCUUUGCAUGCUUUUGAUGAGUCUGUAGACAGCAAAAUAGAGGAAAUUCUUGAGAGGCUAAGCUUCAUUGUAGAACAGAAAGAUGCCCUUGAUUUGAAAAGAGGUAGUAGACACAAAAUCUCACAAACAUUGCUUUCAACUUCUUUAGUAGAAUGCUCUGAUGUGUAUGGAAGAGAUCAUGACAAGGAAACCAUCAUUCAAUUGUUGCUAUCAAAUGAUGUCUCUUGUAGUAAGAUUGGCAUUAUUCCCAUUGUGGGCAUGGGUGGGAUCGGAAAGACCACCCUUGCUCAGCUCUUAUACAAUGAUGAUAGAGUGAAGCAGCAUUUUGAGCUCCAGGCAUGGGUUUGUGUUUCUGAUGAAUUUGACGUUGUUAAGAUCACACAAACAAUUUAUGCAUCAGUCACUUCACGAACCUGUGACACCACAGACCUAAACCAGCUUCAGGUCAAACUCAAAGAUGCUUUGGUGGGGAAGAAGUUUCUUUUUGUUCUUGAUGAUGUUUGGAACGAGAAUUACAAUAUUUGGGAUUCCUUAAAACGCCCCUUAGAGUCUGGAGCUCAUGGAAGUAAGAUCAUUGUCACCGCACGGAAUGAUGGUGUUGCAUCUACGAUGGGUACUCUUCAAACCCACUAUUUAAAGCACUUACUUGAGGAAGACUGUUGGUCUUUAUUUGCAAACCAUGCCUUCAAAGAUGCAAGUGUUAUUGUAGAUCCAAAUCUUGAGGUAAUUGGAAGACAAAUUGUUAGCAAGUGUAAAGGCCUUCCUUUAGCUGCAAAAUCUCUCGGUGGUCUCUUACGCUCUGAACCAAAUGUGGAGGAAUGGGAAAAUGUGCUAAAAAGUGACAUAUGGGAGUUGUCAGAUGCAAAGAUUGAAAUUCUGCCGGCACUAUGGCUAAGUUACCAGUACUUGUCUCCGGUGCUGAAGCGUUGUUUCGCUUAUUGUUCAAUAUUUCCCAAAGAUUAUGAAUUUGACAAGUUUGAAUUAAUUUUAUUGUGGAUGGCCGAAGAUCUUUUACAACCCCAAAAGAAGACUAGGUUGGAAGAUGUUGGAAAGAAAUACUUUGAUGAUCUAAUCUCACGGUCAUUUUUUCAAUACUCACCUUCAAAUGAUUGUUUCAUCAUGCAUGAUCUGAUGCAUGAUUUGGCGACUUGCGUAUGUGGGGAAUUUUGCAUUAGAUUGGAAGACCAUGACUUCUCAUUGGACGUUGUGAGCAAGGGUCGUCAUUUUUCUUAUAUGCAAUAUUCAUCUAAUGUUGAUUUUGAGAGAUGUGACACUAUUUAUGAAGCUAAGUAUCUGCGCACCUUCAUUCUUGGCGAUCUCUAUUCAUUGCCAACAGUACGAUUUGAUCUCCUUGUAGUGCUACAGUGUUUAAGAGUUCUCAAACUACAUGGGCAUUAUAUCAAGGAGUUGCCUGAUUCAAUUAGCAACUUGAAGCAUCUACGGUACCUCAACUUGUGUGGCAGUCCAAUAAGGAAAUUACCAGACACGGUAUGCAGUUUGUAUAAUUUACAAACGUUGUUGCUGUCAAAUUGUACAUGUCUAGCUGAGUUGCCCACCAAUUUGAGAAGACUUAUCAACUUGCGCCAUCUUGAUUUGAGACGUACGAAAAUAAGAAAGAUGCCCCCCCACAUGGGCAAGUUGAAAGAUCUCCAAACAUUUGGAGGUGAGUUUGUCUUGAGCAAAGAUGUCGGGGGAAACAUUGAUGAGUUAAAGGGGUUUCAGCAUUUGAGUGGAAAUCUUCAUAUUUCAGGGCUUCAAAAUAUCACACGUGCUGAGGAUGCUUUGGAGGCCAAACUGAGGGACAAGAAGCUCAGUGAAAUACGUUUGAAAUGGGAAGGUGACACUAUUGAUUCUGAAAACGAUAGCCGAGUGCUAGGCAACUUGCAACCCAAUACAAACCUAAAAGUAUUGGCUAUACAAGGAUACGGAGGUACGAAGUUUCCAGGUUGGUUGGGAGAUGAGUCUUUCUCUAAUCUUGUCACUCUCCGACUUGAGACUUGUGGAUAUUGUUUCUCCCUGCCAGCAUUGGGGCAGCUACCGUCUCUCAAAAGGCUUGAAAUUGAUGGGUUGAAUGGAGUGGAAUCAGUGGGGUCUGAGUUUUAUGGGGGAAUUAAACCUGCAUUUAAAUCUCUGGAGUUUCUGAGUUUCUGCAGUAUGCGGGAAUGGCAAGAGUGGUGUUUCCCUGGAGGCGGACAUUUUCCUAAUCUUUGCGAGCUUAGUCUGGGGAAUUGUCCCAAACUAACGGGGAAAAUACCGUUAGACUACUUCCCAAGACUUGAGCGGCUAAGUUUGCAGAACGUUAAAAUCGUAUAUUUUGUGGGUGGUGGAGUGUUGCUUGCGCCCAACUUGUGGUCAGUGCCAGAAGAUCUGCAAAUCUCGCUCCCAUCUCUUCAGUCUCUGUCCAUAGAAGGGUGUAAAGAAUUUAAAUCAUUUCCGGAAGAAUCUAAAUUCCCAUCCCUCAAAAAUUUGAAGAUAAAGGAGUGCCCAGAAUUUGUUGGUUUCCCCCAUGGGGGAGGACUGCAAGCGCCCAACUUGAAGACGAUGCAAAUCAAAGAAUGUAACAAAUUCAGGUCACUGCCAGAGGAGAUGCACGCUUCUCUCCCGUCCCUUCAGUGUCUGUCCAUAGAAGGGUGUAAAGAAUUUGUGGGUUUCCCCCAUGGAGGAGGACUGCAAGCGCCCAACUUGAAGAUGAUGCAAAUCAACGAAUGUAACAAAUUCAGGUCACUGCCAGAGGAGAUGCAAAUCUCUCUCCCGUCUCUCUCGUCUUUGUAUAUAUGGGAUUCUCCAGAAUUGGAAUCAUUUCCGGAAGGGGGAUUGCCGUCCAAAUUGCGUUACCUCAUUAUCUGGUGUUGUAAAAAACUGAUGGCAAACCGUAUGCGGUGGGGUCUACAAACACUCACCUCUCUCAAAUUCUUGGAUGUCAGCUUCUCAGGAUGUGAAGAAGAAGAAAUUGUCGAAUCAUUUCCAGAAGAGGGGCUGCUGCCAAUCACUCUCACUUCUCUCGGAAUCUCCCAUCAUCCGAAUCUGAAAACCAUUGACGGCAAGGCGUUAAGACACAUCAUCUCUCUCGAGGAGUUGUAUAUUUGUUAUUGUCCUCAACUCCAGAGCUUGCCAGAUGAAGGGCUACCCACUUCUCUUUCUUUUCUACAUAUCACCGGGUCUGAUUUGCUAACACAACGGUGUCAGAGAGACACAGGAGAAGAUUGGCCCAAGAUUUCUCACAUCCCCAACGUAAGGAUUAAUGACCGAAAGAUAUGAUUUGCAAUGGUACUCCUGUCCCAUAUAAACUUGAAAGUAUUUGUGAUAGAAAGAUACGGAGCUACAAAAUUCCAAAUCUGUUAGGAGAUGACUCGUUCGUUCUCUCAUCUUGUUACUCUUCGACUUAUGGAUUGUGAAUAUUGUUUUUCAAUGGCAGCUUUGGGACAGCUACCAUCUCUCAGAAGGCUUGAAACUGAUGGGUUAAAUGGAGUGGAAUUGUUUCAGUGUUGGUUCUACUCUCCCUUUUUCUUACUGUGUCUUAUGGUGGUUUCAUUAUACGACAGUUUGUUGUAUCAAACUAGUCCUCGGGGAAAAAGGAGCUUCAACAAGUUUACGAAAUUACGACCUCUAGUUUCCAAAUCUCCUUUUUCAAGUUUUUUUUUCCAAAUCAUGUCUAUUGAGAGGUAGAUUUUGGUACUUUGUGGAAUUUGAAUUCAAACGCUUGGUUUGUAAAAUAUGGAUGAUGAAUUUCGUUGCUGUGGAACUGUGAAUCAAUGAUCAUGCAUGAAUGUUGUAAGACCAGAGUAUCAAAAACCCUCUGUUUACUAAUCAA